Penicillium griseofulvum is the source of this 2187-nucleotide messenger RNA. RefSeq lists its product as uncharacterized. The transcript has 7 exons. Gene Ontology annotation, biological process: magnesium ion export from mitochondrion. Bases 1 to 2187 code for a protein of 728 amino acids. Gene Ontology annotation, cellular component: membrane. Lineage: Eukaryota; Fungi; Ascomycota; Eurotiomycetes; Eurotiales; Aspergillaceae. Gene Ontology annotation, molecular function: magnesium ion transmembrane transporter activity. The record is from RefSeq and is a predicted model, not a curated record.
AUGGCUCCUCCUCCUCCUUCCGCGAACUUGCCUCUGGUUGAGAGACUCAAGGCCUUGGCCCAAACUCUACAGUUUGCAUGGUUCGUUGGACAUGUGACGCUAUUGCUCUCCGUCUUCCGCUACCUUGUGUCUUGCAUCUUCUUCAACUACUACUCCUCCUCGGCACAGAUCGCCUACCGCCUGGCAUUCAUCUCGGCUGCCGGGACAUAUGGAAUCGUUGUGUAUAAGGGCCACUUCGCCCGGGGUGUCCAGGGCAGCCCUCUGUCAAUUGUGAUGAAGCUCAUCUCUGAUGAGAAUGUGCAAUACCUCGGAAUGGCUCUGGUCUGGCUGUACUCCCGCCAGCUUAUCCUAGCUCUUCUGCCUUUCAGCGUCUACUCGGUCUUCCACGUCGCAACCUACAGCCGCAUGUACUUGAUCCCCACCCUGCAGCCCGCUGCUCCGGCCCCUACCUCUCCCUCCUCCCCCAACAAGCCUGCUGUGAAGCAGUCUCCCCUUGCUGAGACCAUUGGACGGUUCAUCAAGCAAUACUACGAUGCCAGCAUGGGUGUUGUCGCUACUCUCGAGAUCGCCCUGCUGUUCCGCCUUGUUCUGUCCGCUAUCACUUUCUCCAAGGGUAGCUGGGUGCUCCUGAUCGUCUACCUGUCCUUCUUCCGCGCCCGCUACGCCCAGAGCUCCUUCGUCCAGCAGGCUGUUCGCCAACUCACUGCCCGUGCCGACGCCACUAUCUCCCACCAGAGCACUCCUCCCCAGGUUCGCCAGGGCUGGGAGACCCUCAAGGGUGUUGUGCGCCAGGGAUACGAGGCCACCGAUAUUGGCCGCUACAUCUCUGGUCCUACCGCUGCUAAGAAGCCGCAGCCUAAAAAGGCUUAUGUCAGAGAGUAUGGGGGCAAAUUGGACAAGGUAUAUGCGCGAUUUGUCAAAAACGACGGGCAUAUUGCCAUGAGCCUGACCUCGCGGGUGUUCAGCCUGUUCUCGACAGCGACCUCAGACCCGACAGCACCGUCUGCGGGGGACUCACAUACCUCACCAUGGACACAACCGAGUUCAAUGGGUGGAAUUAGUGAUCCAAACUACACUGUUCGAAAUGGCGACCUCGCGCUGUUGGAGGAAGAGGAGCCUCGGCCACCAUACCUACAUGCGAUGUUGGCUGGUGGUACCGGAGGAACAUGCGGCGACAUGUUGAUGCACUCAUUAGAUACAGUCAAGACCCGACAACAAGGCGAUCCGACCUUUCCGCCCAAAUACACUUCGAUGGGCCAGUCCUAUGCAACAAUCUACCGCCAAGAAGGAAUAUGUCGCGGAUUAUAUGGAGGAGUAACGCCGGCUCUACUCGGCUCGUUUCCCGGCACCGUGAUAUUUUUCGGCGUGUAUGAAUAUACCAAGCGCCUGAUGAUCGACUCCGGGAUCAACCCCAGCAUCGCCUAUCUAUCGGGUGGUUUCUUGGCCGAUUUGGCUGCGUCAGUUGUCUACGUGCCAUCCGAGGUGCUGAAAACACGACUCCAGCUGCAGGGACGACACAACAACCCGCACUUCAACUCAGGCUACAACUACCGCAACAUGCGAGAUGGGUUCCGCCAAAUCGUCCGCCAGGAAGGAUUUUCAGCAUUAUUCCACGGCUACAAGGCCACUAUUUUCCGCGAUCUCCCAUUUUCAGCACUCCAAUUCGCAUUCUAUGAAAAGGAGCAAUCCAUGGCUAAGGACUGGGUUGGAAAACGGGACAUUGGGCUGGGCUUGGAGGUCUUGACAGCCGCCACCGCCGGCGGUAUGGCUGGUGUGAUCACCUGUCCGAUGGAUGUGGUCAAGACACGCAUCCAGACCCAGCAAAAUCCCCCAGCGCUCCCAUCCGGCUCCUCGGGUGCCAAACAUAGCGUCGAACAUAUACCGAAAGAAAGCCCACGGCCACACGCGGCAUCAUCACAUUCCCACAUUCCUCGGGCACACUCGCGACCAAUUUCCACCUCAGGUGCAAACACAUCAAUCCCACCGCCCGGUACACCCCGACUUGACACAUCCUCCGUGUUCACGGGGUUGAAGAUGAUCUACCGGACGGAGGGUCUUGCGGGGUGGUUCCGCGGCGUGGGCCCACGCGGUGUGUGGACUAGCAUUCAAAGCGGGACGAUGCUGGUUAUGUAUCAGUACCUGCUCAAAGAACUCGAGGCCCGCCAGAUUUUGGAGGAGUCUUUGUAA